Acanthochromis polyacanthus (spiny chromis) is the source of this 6901-nucleotide messenger RNA. RefSeq names its product kinesin-like protein KIF24. The coding region runs from base 643 to 2562 and encodes 639 amino acids. Gene Ontology annotation, molecular function: microtubule binding; microtubule motor activity; ATP binding. Gene Ontology annotation, biological process: microtubule-based movement. The record is from RefSeq and is a predicted model, not a curated record. Lineage: Eukaryota; Metazoa; Chordata; Actinopteri; Pomacentridae. The transcript has 12 exons.
UACUGGGCUGGGCUAAGGCCACCAUGUGUCAGGAUGCCAACUAUCUAUCUAUCUAUCUAUCUAUCUACCUAUCUAUCUAUCUGUAAUAUAUAGCACAUUUUAUGAGGGGGUAAUUAAUUCCUUAGACCAAAAAAUGUGAGCAAUGUACAUGAUACUAAUAAACCCAGCAAAUAAACGUCUGUCAGUAUUAGUUUGUGCAGCUCCCCAUUCAGUUUGCUGUAAAGCCACUGGGGUAAAUGUCUUAAUGGUUUAGUCUGAGGAGGCUUUUUGUCUUAGUGGGUUUGUUGGUGGCCAUUAAGCCCUCUGACGGAUUAUCUCUCUCUGUCAUGCUGAAAUGAGCGUAAUUUGACCGGCUGGGCUUCCUACAUUCAGCUUUUACACUGCGAACAUUUUAACUCCUGCGAUGCUGAAUGGACCGAACCGGGAAAACACGGCGCUCUUCCUGAACUGUCGUUGUCGCCAUGGAGACCAACUCUGUGGACGGAAAUAGUGAUACCACUCAAGCUAGCAAGUUUGUGAAAAAUUAAUGCAACUGGUCAGUUCAGUUUUUCCCGUUCUCCCGUUCUCUCAGUUAUAUUUUACUGCCAAACAAAGUCUGGAGUCAAUCUGGGUUGCUGGAGUAAAAUAAAGGAAGAGAAGAAAAUGACACUUUGCCUGUAUGAGUGUCUGAGAGCGGUUGGACUACAACAUCACUAUGCGAGGUUUAACUCAGUGGGUGUUUGUCGUGCAUGCCACCUAUCAGCGCUGACCAUGGAGGACUACCCCCUCCUGGGAAUCCGCACUAUGCAGGACAGGACUAGACUUUUUAAUCUGGUCCAGCUGGUCAAAACUGUCGACCUGGACAGUCUUGGAUAUGAUGAUGGUGAUGAUUAUGAUUACAAUGUUGAUGGAAGUGAUGAAGGCUGUGCUGUAGCGGAUAGUAGCUUUAGUCAUGACAGCUGUGGAAAUCCUUAUGAAGAUGUAAGUGAGGAUGAGGAUGAAGGCAGAGCUGCUAGGACAGGACUGAAUUCAACCACUUUCACCAGACCAUCAUAUGUUCGCAGGCGACUUGAUUUCAGUAAUGAAACCGCUGAUCAUCAUCAGGAGCAAUUUUCUCAUCCUGUAAACACUGUUGAUGUCAGUUCAAGUCACAAUAGAAGCAAUAAGCCAGUCCAGGGAAGAGAAUCAGUCGUACCUGUGCAGUUCCAGCUUGAAGGUGGAAGAGCUAUGACGUGUGGCUGCCAUGGGAACAACUGCUACAAGCCAGAUGUGCAUCGUCAUCCAUCUGAUUGUCUUAAGGGUGAAAACACCAAGCUGGACAUCGCAAGAGGGAUUUCCAUGUACAGCAGUGACACCAGGUUACCGUCAUUUCACCAACCAAAACCCAGUGUUGAAACAGUGGCAUCAAAAACAUUUAACAACAAUCCAUUUGGGCACAAAGACAGAAAAGUAAUCUCGAGGAGGCCAAACUCCUACACAAAAAUGGGCAGUAAUGAAGUUACUGGACACAUGGCCAAGCCAGCUCCUGUUUAUGAAGCAAAGAGGACAGCCGGCUACAACUAUGGACUGCCGCUGAGUUCCCCUCAUGCUGUCAACAAAAAGCACACAGGGAAGCAGCGGAUUAGCGUAUGUGUGAGAAAAAGACCUCUAACACGUGCAGAGAGCAGAAGAGGAGAGGCAGAUGUUGUGACGACUCCAGGUGGAGAGUGUGUUACUGUGCAUGAAAGCAAAGAAUCUGUGGAUCUCACACAAUACAUACUGCAGCACAGGUUCUACUAUGACCAGGUUUUUGGGGAGGAAAGCUCCAAUGAAGACGUAUAUCGUAGAACAGCAUAUCCUCUGGUGCUGCACAUGCUCAGUGGGGGCAAGGCCACCUGCUUUGCAUACGGCCAGACAGGUGCAGGGAAGACUCACACAAUGUUGGGCUCAUCUCCCAGGAGACCAGGCUUGUAUGCACUGGCAGUUCGGGACAUUUUUGCUCACCUGGCCACCAGGCGCACUCAUUCCUCCCUGCAGGUGUAUGUCAGCUUCUUUGAGAUCUACUGUGGUCAGCUGUAUGACCUGUUGGACCACAGGAAAAGGUUAUUUGCCAGGGAGGAUGGACAGAAAGUAGUUCACAUUAUGGGGCUGCGUGAUGUCAGAGUGGACUCGGUCAGCUCGCUGCUGGAGGUAAUUUCACAGGGCUCAGAGGAGCGAACGCAGGGGAUGAGUGGUAUCAAUCCACUCUCCUCUCGUUCCCAUGCUUUGCUUCAGAUUCAGCUUAGAGACCAAAACCAGCAGAUAACUGGCAGGAUGUGGUUUGUGGACCUGGCAGGAAGUGAGAGAGCAUCAGAUGCCAAAGAACCAGACAGGCAGAGUCGUAUGGAGGGAGCUGAGAUCAACCAGAGUCUGUUGGCUCUUAAAGAAUGUAUCCGGUCCCUUGAUCAAGAGCAAUCGCACACACCUUUCAGACAAAGCAAACUGACUCAGGUUUUGAGAGACUCCUUUGUUGGUGAUUCAAUGACAUGCAUGAUUGCCAACAUUUCACCUGGUCACACAGCUACUGAACACACACUUAAUACACUGAGAUAUGCUGAUCGGUAAGUGUUUUGUGAUUGUAUGUGUGUGAGUAGGUAUAUUGGAAUGAAGUUGCUUGAAAUGCUAAGCCCUCUUGCUUUCAUUAAUUUGACUUAAGGAGAGUUUUUUCUUUUUAAAUCUCGCUCCCACUCUAUUGUAACUCUGGCUGUGGUGGCAAUGAUCACUGACUGCUAUUUUAGAUGUUAUGUGUACUUUAUUGCUUGUAGAGUGAAGGAGUUGAGGGGACAUGGAGGAAUAAGAGGAAGAAGAAGAGGCAAGGCAACACCCUCCCCCAAACAUAACCUGUUUGCCAGCAGCAGCAGUGGCAGUAGUUCCGGCAUCCGAGGGAAAAGCCCACCUAAAAAGCCAAAGUUAGGGAGGAACAACGAGGAUUUUGGUGUCAGUACACCUACUACAAGGUUGCCUGUAGGGGGCACAAUUCUCUGUUCUACACCAAAGAACAGAAGAUCUGGGAAGGAAACAAAUGCAAGUGCAAGAAAAGGAUUGGACUUGAACACAUCACACCAGUUGGAGGCUGGCUGAGAAUGGAUGAUAAAAAGCAAGAGAGUAAGGGAGCAGGUCAAACAGAAGGUAUGAGGACUGAAAAUAAAAGAUAUGCAGAUACUGGCAGUCACUCUGUUAGUGAGUUCCUUGCGAAGACAGGCCCAGUGUUCCAACAACCAAUAGAAAAGCAAGUUCACUCCAGGGAGAUGCAAAAGGAUGAAGUAGCCCACAGCAGUAAUGCCUCAUCUGGAUUCUACAACAGAGAAAACAAGAGCCAUCAAUACACUUUGAAAGGGGGAAGAAGGGAAGAAAGAGAAUGGAUAGAAAUAAAAAGACAAGCAGAAAACAGUAUUGCCACAAGUAGUGGAGUAGAAAAACUAAGGGGAAGAGAUUUGCAAAAGGUCGAUGAUAGUGAUAAGGAGAGGGCGAAGCAUCUAAGACGGUAUCACAAGCAGUUGCAGCAGUUUAUACCCUCAUCCACUUCUUCAUCUGCCCAUCUCUUUUCACCAUCUACAUCUUUGGCUUCCUCUGCUCAGCAGUCUCUCUCAUCUUCUGUUUCUCCAUCUUCUCUCCGACACUCAUCUCAUUUUUCAGUUUCUGCUUGUAUGGGUCCUCGUAUGAAGGAGGUUUUAAAUGCAUAUGCAGCCAAGGUUGAGGUUGAUGGUAAUAGAGCACAGCAGCCCUCUCCCAGCGGUGAGAUUCACUUACAGAGUGAAACCUCUGCAGUCUACAGUAACAAUGAUAAUGAGGAUGCUCAUAGUCACAGUGGUGGUAUUGGUGUAGACUGGAGAGUAUCUUGGGAAGGACAAUUUGGACUAGGCAGGGGUGAAAGUGAGAACAAGAGGUCGGUGGAGGCAACCGGUGAAACAAGACUAAGGAUGGACGACAGGAUGCCAGCUUGGAUAGAAGGGGGAAAAAGGAGGUAUGCGUGGCUGCCAACAACUGAGAGAGAGCCAGCAAAUAGGAUGACAGGUGCAAUUCCAACACAUGUAGAGGCACAGUCGUCUUACAGCUGCGAUUCAAAAGAAGUGGGAGUAGAACGACUCGAUGCCUCAGACGUCCUAGCUGAUGGAGGGUGGAGUACUGAGCAAGGAGCAGCUGACAGUUUAGUGUCUGCCCACAGCAACAGUGAUAGCAACAGCCUUUUUACCCACCCUGCUUUUGAGUCACUACAUCAGCGAUCUCCUGCAGAACGACCCCUCUCCCCAGUCUGCGAACACACCAGGACAUUCUUGACCCCAGACAAACUCAGUGAUGUAUCUCUAGACUUGAAAUGUGCUCAAUGCACUGCCAGCACCCUCCCUCUACCAUUGCAAAAUACUCCAGAGACAGUGCCAUCGAGCAGCCAUAGCAGUGAGACGGAACCAUGGUUUGCUGCUAAUGCCAACAGAAGGCAUUUUUCUCAUGCUCAGUCAGCUUCAUUACCUCUCACUUCUUCCAUCACGCAGAUCGAAUGGAAAACAACUUCUGAGCCCCUUAACAAGCUAUCUAGAAAUCUAUCUCACACUCCAGAUGUCAAAGGUAAAAUGUCUGUCUUACCUCAACAGGAGACUUAUGCAGAUUCUUGUAGCUCUUUCAUGGACCCCCUUAGCAUCUCCCUGCUUCAAGUGGACCAACAGGCUGCCACUGUCUCGUUCCUCCAAGGGGACAGCAGCAGCAUUUCAGUCACAAGUGGGGAAAAAAUUGGGGAGGAUGAAGACAGAGAAUUUCGCCUGUCAUUUUUGGAGCCACCACAAGGAAAGACUUGCUGUCCUACUACAUCUGACAUGCUGUCCUCUCUCCAGGACCAAGACAACAGUCAGAAACUCCAAAUAACACCAGCUCUUAGCAGCAAAGCCCCUGGAUCUCCAGUAAGACUCUCCACAUGUGCUUCUAUGCAAACUUCUGCCGUGUCUCCCUCUGCCGAAUGCGUUGGGAACACUGCUUCAGCCAGUUUACACAAUCUGAUGACAAAUGCUACACAAAUGCCACCAGAACAUGCACUUAUUGAGCACAAAAAAACAUUGUCUGCCAUUACAACACCACAAUUAGAACUUGCCUCUGGCCAGUUGGACAUAGUGCUAAACCAGCCUCUCGUGGUUCAUUCAAACCACUCCAGCAAGUCAAACAUUUCACUUCAACUGAACAAUUCUGCAAAGUCAAAUGGUCAUGGAAGAAUGAGCAAUCAAAUUAGACCCACCGUCCCUGUGUUUACGCUGGACGACUCAGACCGAGCCAAGUAAGUGCCAGAAUUCUCACUCUUUUGUUAAUCUAAUCAUCAAAAGUAAGUGCUACUGAAAAUCUGGUUCACGCAUUUUAAUCUUACAGCCAUAACAGUAAACAAUUCUUGUGUGUGUCAUAGUAAUGUAGUAAUCGCAAAUGAUUUCUACAUUUUUUCUGACCCUAUCAAACUGUAGGUUGUGUAUAGUCGAGGCCCACUGGGAGCAGCUAAAAGAGAUGGAGGCUUUAUUUCGUAAAGAAGGCAAGCUUCUGUGUCAGCAACUUGAUAUGACAUUUGGGGAAUACAUCCUCAAGCUGGAGGAAAUCAUGGAGAAAAAAGCUCGUUGUGUGCACAGCAUGAGAGCUCAGCUGCAGCCAUAUCUGAAUCCCAUUUAGCCUAACCACAGAGGAAGAGGCGAUCAUGAUCCGAUUAAUUUGAAUUUAUAAGUUAAUUAGCCAGAAUAUGCACAUUUUAAGGUACAAUUGGUACACUGACCAAAUUUUGGUUUGGGUAGGUAAAGCUGUUUGUGAGUGCACAACAUGUUUUCAGUGGCAACACUAACUACACAAUGGAUCAGACACAUUAAUAUUUAUGUUUUUAAUGUUUAAUCAACCAGUGUUUUAUUAGUUGAUUGGAGACUGGACAAGUAACACUUCAUGUAAGUGACAUCAGACAUGUAUUAUGCAAGGAUUCUCAUGGGAAACCUGCCAAAACAUGUUUUUCCAUGUUUACAAUAUUCUAAAAUAUUUUAAAGGGAUAAGUAUGUCUAUUUGUAUGUUUGCGCUUUCUGCAUAUUGUUGUUUAUGUUUGUUUUGUAGUAUUCUUUUUACAUGUUGACUCAGAUGCAUACUGAGCAACAUAUUCACAUAGUACUGGACCUUUGUACUGGACUCAAACGUUUCAGUUUCCCUGGUUUGACUCUUAAUUUAUGUUUUGAGUCAAUCUGCCACUGACUUCGUCUCAACAAAGGCGAGUCCAGCCUGUUAAUUUUCUGUUAGACUGCAUUCUUUACUGAAUCUACAGCAAGAACACACUGAACCAAUAUUUUGCUGACUUUUUUCAAAUUUAUAUUCAGGUUGUGACAGAGGGCCUAACUAACAAGAGGCAAAUUGAUUGGUGCUAUAUUUUAACGAUUUUUUGUGUGUUUUAAAACAUUCAUUUUUACAUGGUAAUCUUCACUUUUCAGCUAAUUCAUUUGGAUUUUAUAUUGAAAUAAAUUUGCUUUAUAACCACAUAAUCUGUUCUGUGGUGUGAGAUGUUUCUCUCUUUGAUUACAUAAUAUGAUGAUAUUUUCUCAGCAGAAAUGUGCACACAAAUGUUUCACCCAAGCUUGUCUCCUCAAAUGUCUUUCAAAUGUGUUUUUGGUUCGAACAAAAUAAAAUAAAAAAUUAUCAAAUUUCCAUUCAUCUCUAUAAUGACCCUACCAUAAUAUCCCUCUCUGUAGAAUUUGUUGAUGGACUGUUAUUGUGUAUAGUCUGAUCAAGCUGUGCGCUGCCAUUCUCAGUCACCGGAAAAGAGUUUCUCCUCUGUUUUUUCCUUAUAUAUUGCACUACAGUGCAAGCAUCAAAUAUGUGUUGUUGACUUCAGUUUUUAACACCAUUAACUGAUGUCAAUGCAGAUGUCAUUUCAUCCACUGUUUAUAAUAAAACACUACCCAGCUGA